UGACAAAUUUGUUCCCAUUGAAAACGGCAGACUGUGGGCUAUCUUGAUUUAGUUAUAAAAAUCUUCGGGCCGGCCACGUUGUUAGGAUUCCACAAAUUAGCACAGCCACAAAGUUAAAAUGGGCUGUAUCGUAAAAAAAUCAUGAAAACGAACAUUUGCUUUUUGAUCAUAAUUUAAGGUUGGGGUUGAUGUUGGCAGAGGUGUUAGGUUUGAAAUGAUAAGACAAAUUAUAUAAAUGGCGGGGUUUAUGACUUUGUGGCUGUGGUAACUAGUGACGACCGCGUUGUUUUGCUGCUAAAACAACUAGCUAGUUAGCGGUGCUAGCUAGUAAACAAACAACUGAACUGAAUAUGUCUGGAACUUCAUCAGUAGCUGGUGAAGUAUUUGUAGACGCCCUUCCGUAUUUUGACCAGGGUUAUGAUGCAGCUGGCGUCAGAGAGGCGGCUGCAGCCUUGGUAGAAGAGGAGACUCGCAGAUACAGACCUACAAAGAACUAUCUCAGUUAUAUACCCACACCUGAUUUCACUACCUUUGAAACUGAAAUCAUGAGGAACGAGUUUGAGAGGCUAGCAGCCCGGCAGCCUCUGGAACUUCUCAGCAUGAAGAGAUAUGAGCUUCCUGCUCCAUCGUCAGGGCAGAAGAAUGACAUCACUGCAUGGCAGGAUUGUGUGAACAACUCCAUGGCUCAGCUGGAGCAUCAGGCAGUGCGCAUUGAGAAUCUGGAACUCAUGGCACACUAUGGCACCAACGCAUGGAAGGUCUACAAUGAUAACCUGGCCUUUAUGAUUGAAUUGGCUCAAAAGGAACUACAGAAAUGUAGAAAGCAGAUUCAGGACUUGAACUGGCAACGAAAGAAUGAUCAGCUUGCAGGCGGGGCCAAGCUGAGAGAGCUGGAGUCAAAUUGGGUGUCCCUCGUAAGUAAGAACUAUGAGAUUGAACGUGCCAUCGUCCAGUUGGAGAAUGAAGUUGGAAAGCUCAAACAGCAACAGGGUGAUGAGAACAAGGAAAAUAUUCGACAGGACUUCUAGAACUCAAGCAUUGUGCGAGACCCCUUCUACAAAAAAUAAAAUGUUAAGCUUGCAGCUGAGAACCAACAUGAAAAGAAAAGGACUCUCCAAACUUUCAGAAGAACAUAUUUGCCUUGGCUCCAGAGUUUCUUUACAUUAGUGUCAGACAGUGACCAUUCAAAAACCAUGGGCCGUGUAAAGAACUUUUUCAUUGUACCUCGAGAUCACUUAAGAAGUGAACUCUGGUCAAUUUUUAAAUGUUUGUCAAUUUAAGUAGUUCUAAAGUGAGGUAGAGUUAAGCAUAACUAAUGAUGCUGUCUACCAAAUUCACAUGAUUUCUUCCCAUAUAGACAAGCACAAAAACAUGCUAGCAUGUUUAGAACAUUUGUGAUACAAUAAGUUUUUGUACAUGUAAUAUUUUAAUUUUUUAAAAUAGAAUUAUAAUAAAAUGAUGUUGAAACAUG
This is a messenger RNA of Oncorhynchus mykiss (rainbow trout), 1471 nucleotides long. RefSeq names its product pre-mRNA-splicing factor SPF27. Gene Ontology annotation, biological process: mRNA processing. The record is from RefSeq and is a predicted model, not a curated record. Lineage: Eukaryota; Metazoa; Chordata; Actinopteri; Salmoniformes; Salmonidae. Gene Ontology annotation, cellular component: Prp19 complex; precatalytic spliceosome; catalytic step 2 spliceosome.